GGGACCUCCCGGAGCCGCCCCGGCGCUGGGUCCGGCCCCGGCGGUGACGCACGGCCGGUUAAUCCGGGCUCGGCCGCCCGCGGGCCCGGCCUGGCCGCGGGGAGGCCCCCCCAUGUGGCUGUACGUGGUGCUGGCUGCCCUGGCCUGGGCGCUGGGCUGGCUCGUGCGGGACCACCGGACCCUGCCCUCGGUGAAGGACAAGCACGUUUUCAUCACGGGCUGUGACAGCGGCUUUGGCAACCUCCUGGCCCGGCGGCUCAGCCGGAGGGGCUACCGAGUGCUCGCCGCCUGCCUGACCCCGCACGGCGCCGAGAGCCUCCAGAGGAGCUGCGGGGGCCACCUCCGGACCACCCUGCUGGACGUGACCCGCUCCGACAGCAUCCGCAGGGCCGGGGAGUGGGUGAGGGCAGAGGUGGGAGAGAAAGGCCUGUUCGGGCUGGUGAACAACGCGGGGGUGGCCAACCCGAUCGGCCCCACGGAGUGGAUGGACAUCGAGGACUAUCGGCGGGUCAUGGCCGUCAACACCUUCGGGGCCAUCGAGGUGACGCUGCAGCUGCUGCCGCUGCUCAAACGGGCGCGGGGCCGGGUGGUCAACACGUCCAGUGUCCUGGGCCGGAUCUCGGCCAACGGCGGCGGCUACUGCAUGUCCAAGUACUGCGUCGAGGCCUUCUCGGACAGCCUGCGGAGGGACAUGUACCACUUCGGGGUCAAGGUGAGCAUCGUCGAGCCCGGGUUUUUCAAGACGGCCGUGACCAACCUCGAGGUCCUCGAGGCGUCGCUGCAGCAGCUCUGGGAGCGCCUGGCACCUGAGACACGGCUCAGCUACGGGGAGGACUUCUUCCAAAAAUACCUGAAGGUGCAGAGGUUCAUCAUGACCCUGAUGUGUGACGGGGACCUGACCAAGGUCACGGGGUGCAUCGAGCAUGCGCUGGGGGCGCGACACCCCCGGACCCGCUACAGCGCGGGCUGGGACGCGAAGCUGCUCUGGCUCCCGGCCUCCUACCUGCCCUCCUGCGUCGUGGACCUGGUCCUGGCCACCAUCCUGCCCAAGCCGGCCCACCGUGUCCGUUAGACCGCCCCCAGACCCCCCCGGGGGCGGUGAGACCCCCAAAAUGUGGUGAAUAAACCCCCCGGCCCGACCCCUCCCUGCUCGGGGGGUGCUGGGGGCUGUUGGCACUUGGGAA
Pseudopipra pipra is the source of this 1184-nucleotide messenger RNA. RefSeq names its product retinol dehydrogenase 5 (gene RDH5). Gene Ontology annotation, molecular function: all-trans-retinol dehydrogenase (NAD+) activity. Gene Ontology annotation, biological process: steroid metabolic process; retinoid metabolic process. The record is from RefSeq and is a predicted model, not a curated record. Lineage: Eukaryota; Metazoa; Chordata; Aves; Passeriformes; Pipridae. The transcript is spliced from 5 exons. Gene Ontology annotation, cellular component: intracellular membrane-bounded organelle. The coding region runs from base 113 to 1072 and encodes 319 amino acids.